GGAAGCUCGACAAGCCUUCUCCCGUCGCGACUGUUGAUUGACAAAGUAACAAGCUGGUAAUCGAGACCUUGUCACCACCAAUUCCAUACAACACAUAUUCGAUUACGCGUUGUCCAAAUAAGUCAAGAUGAAGCUGGUCAGGCUGCCAGCCCGUGUUCGCGCGCGUCCAUGCUGCUCUACUAGAAAAAGAACACCAAGGGCACCAGGCUGACGAAGUGGAAUCCGUUACUUCAACACUGCAGAUUUUUGAUGAAAUGCGCCAACGAGACGGUGACGAUUGAGUUGAAGAACGGCACAAUUGUACACGGCACUAUCGCCUCGGUCACACCCCGCAUGGACACUGCGCUUCGCAACGUCAAGAUGACCCCCAAGGGCCAGGACGCUGUGGCUCUAGAUGCCAUGAACAUUAGGGGCUCGACCAUCCGUUACUUCAUACUCCCCGAUUCUUUGCCGCUCGAUACAUUGCUAGUUGAUGAUUCCGUGAAGCCCAAGAACAAGGCGAGAAAGGAAGCGGACCGCAGCGCCGGCGGCAGAGGUGGCCGUGGUGGCCGUGGCAGAGGAAGGGGAAUGGGUCGCGGCCGCGGUCGUGGCCGUGGCUAAGCGGAUCUCGUUUCUUUGGGAUCGGCCACGGCGUACGUCUCCCUGGACGACAGAAACGUGCGAAUUAGAUUUUUUUUCAAAGACGAUACGAUGCUAUACUACGGUUAAUGGUGGAUUUUUUUCGGUUUUUUAUGCCCCCUUCGGUCGACCGGCUUGACCGUCUUGGUAGGGAAGAUCAAGGCCGGCCCGAAAUAACGUCCGGUGGCGACGACACGACAAAAUCGACGAUGAGUGCGCUUCAGAAAAUCGAGGAGCAUAUCCCAGAUCUUCACUUGAGCGACACUCGAGAUUCACCUCAUUCGCAUCGAGUGUUACACACAUAAACACCACUCCCCCUCAUCGGAUCGGAGCAGAGGGCAAGCAUUGGGAUUUCGUUGCGGCGUUCUGGACAGGAUAAAAUCACUUUGCUAGCGGGAAGGGAGAGAGAGAAAGGCGCGCCCAACCGCCACCGGAAUGAACUAUUUUAUGUAUCACAAAACAGAUAGACGGCGAUAUAUGCCUACUGGAGAAGGCGGCACAAUCAGCAACUCUCUAUACCAAAUUUCCCCCA
Molecule: messenger RNA, 1150 nt
Organism: Neurospora crassa OR74A
Lineage: Eukaryota; Fungi; Ascomycota; Sordariomycetes; Sordariales; Sordariaceae
Product: small nuclear ribonucleoprotein Sm D1, variant
Exons: 3
Coding region: 250-600 (116 amino acids)
Biological process (GO): spliceosomal snRNP assembly; RNA processing
Cellular component (GO): U1 snRNP; U5 snRNP; U4 snRNP
Molecular function (GO): RNA binding
Source: RefSeq, a predicted model, not a curated record